AUGGACCUAGGCUAUUCGUCUCAACAGAGUGUCCCAGCGGCCUAUAGUCGGCCAGUGCGUUUACGAAGUCAAAAGGAAGUCGGAAUAGGAAAUAUGUCACAGAAUGCUUCGAAAAGCUGUUCUCGAAUGGUCUUCUGGGGCCGAGGGCAGCAAGGGAUCGCUGCUCACGAUCGAAUGUUAUAUCAAUCUCUAGCGGAGUAG
Messenger RNA from Paracoccidioides brasiliensis Pb18, 201 nucleotides. RefSeq lists its product as uncharacterized. Bases 1 to 201 code for a protein of 66 amino acids. The transcript has a single exon. The record is from RefSeq and is a predicted model, not a curated record.